AGCAGUCUCAAUUUUUAUUUACGAUUCCAUUUGUUUAUUACCAAAUUGGCGAAACUGAUUUAAUUGAGUUAUAUUGUUUUAUUGGGCUAAUUUUAUGCUUGCCAUAGGCGCUAUUUUCCGUAAAAGUCUCUUGCCUUACGCGAAGCAGUUUUUGGUAUCCUUUCUUUAAAGACCCACACAUAAGCUUUUAAAUUGCGUAAGCAGCAUACGUGCAAACUCCGCAACUAACGUAGAGGCUCGUGGUAUAUCACGCAGAAUGCACGCACGUGCCUACGACCUUCAGAGAACGUUCUGCACGAAAAGGAGUGGGUUAAUCUGUGCAACAGGCGGCAUGUAUUAUCUCGCGAAGCGUUGGCGUGUUUUUCCGGCCGUUCUCCUAUAAAAGUUGGCUUUGCCCAAGGAUAAAUCGCUGUUACAUAUAGAUUUAUUACAGUGAAGCCGUAACCAAAAACAUGAAGGUCCUGAUUGCAGUUCUUUUCCUGGCAGGCGUUGCCCUGGCCCAAGAGCUCCCGACAAGACCCCCAAAGCCCACCCGACCAUCCCUUGAGGAGAGGUGUAAGAUGAUCGCCCAAAAAUGCCAAAGUGUGAACCAGGCGAACACUUUGAAAAUCUGCGGCUCCGACAAACAAAUGUACACCUCCAAGUGCCAAUUCAUGCUCGCCCGCUGUGAAAACCCCAGCCUGCGCGUGGACAGAAACAUCAGACACUGCAUGGGGGACCUGUCUCAGUUCAGCAACAUGACCAAGCCCACCAGGGGGCCACGCCCAACCAAACCAUCCCUGGAGGACGUGUGCCAGAAGAUUAAGGAGGAGGGUUGCCCAGAUAAGAUGAACGAAGCCAAUAUCAGGAUCUGUGACAUGAAGGGCAACGUGUACACCAGCAAAUGCGCAUUCAUGACAGCCAGAUGUGCCGACCCUACCCUGCGCCCUUCUCGUCGCUGCCGUCGCCCCCAGCCUACCUCUGAGCCCACGGAGCCAGCGCUGUAAAACCGUGGCUCGGAAGCAGCUUCACGGCUUCGAGCAAUUCCCGAACAGCAUGCAUUUCGUAGAUCUCCAUUUUAUUGUUUCCUAAAAUUGAUGAGCAUUUCACAUUUCAAUUGUCAUUUGUCAUUUGGACUUCUCAUUUUGUGCGAUUUAUCACAUGGUAAUAAAGUUUUCGGUUAGCGGUUAAUUCAUUCUUCAAUUCAUGGCGAAAUAAUAAUGCAUUUAUCAAUCCAUUUAUCAAUAAAUCGAAUAAUUGACUCACAUAUAUAUAAAUUAU
Molecule: messenger RNA, 1260 nt
Organism: Lingula anatina
Lineage: Eukaryota; Metazoa; Brachiopoda; Lingulata; Lingulida; Lingulidae
Molecular function (GO): protein binding
Source: RefSeq, a predicted model, not a curated record